Juglans microcarpa x Juglans regia is the source of this 1220-nucleotide messenger RNA. RefSeq names its product haloacid dehalogenase-like hydrolase domain-containing protein At2g33255. Lineage: Eukaryota; Viridiplantae; Streptophyta; Magnoliopsida; Fagales; Juglandaceae. The record is from RefSeq and is a predicted model, not a curated record. The coding region runs from base 167 to 916 and encodes 249 amino acids. The transcript is spliced from 5 exons.
GCUACCAAGAUGCCUUUCGCACAUUUUUCUCGCCUCAUUAUCAGUUCUUUCACGCUAAUGGUGAUUUCUCCCUCAAACUCGAACUCAAACUCAACCUCAACACCCUCCACCUCGUACUCGCUGCCACCAUACGCCACUCUAUCUAUACUCACUUUUUAAAUACCCAAUGCGCUUAUCGUCCUUAUCCAAGUCCCUUCUCUUCUUGCACCCAAAACCCCAGUUUCCAAUGGCCAAUCUUACCACCACCAUCGCCACUUCCACUCCAAGGGCUCGUCUCAAGGGCAUCGUCUUCGACAUGGACGGAACCCUGACGGUCCCCGCCAUCGAUUUCGCCGCAAUGUACAAGGCUGUGCUCGGCGGCGACGAGUACCGUCGAAUCAAGGCGGAGAGCCCAUCCGGUAUUGACAUCUUGCACCACAUUGAGAACUGGAGCCCCGAUAAGCAGCAGAAGGCCUACGAGACCAUCACCGAUUUCGAGCGCCAGGGUCUCGAUCGCCUCCAAAUCAUGCCCGGUGCAGCGGAACUCUGUGGCUUUCUUGAUUCAAAACAACUAAGAAGGGGAUUAAUUACUCGCAAUGUUAAGGAAUCUGUUGAUUUGUUUCAUAAACGGUUUGGGAUUACAUUUUGUCCAGCUCUUAGCAGGGAAUUCCGUCCUUAUAAACCAGAUCCAGCACCCCUACUGCAUAUCUGUUCGGUCUGGGAAGUUCUACCAAAUGAAGUAAUGAUGGUUGGCGAUAGUCUUAAGGAUGAUGUUGCUUGUGGGAAGCAAGCGGGAGCAUUUACCUGCUUGCUUGAUGAAACAGGGAGGUAUGACUCCCCUGUUUAUGCUAAUGUGGAUCUAAAGCCAGAUUUCAAGGUGUCUUCCCUUAAUGAAGUUUACUCACUAUUGAAUGAACAUUUCGACCUGGCGCCAUAAUGUCCAUAGCUUUGACCAACGGAGAUUUGACCACGAAGGUAGAGGAUAUUGACAAUAAGUGGUAUUAUUUAGCAAAAUAUGAGGGUUGGUCUUCUGUCCAAACCUGAGUUGAAGAUUUCAGUUUCUAUUUCGGUACUUAAUAUAACCCAUUAGUUUGGGAAAUUACCAAAUUGAUGCAUCCAAUGACAAAGAACCUUUUGCAGAAACAUUAAUAACCCAUCUUGGUGUUGUCAUGUACUGUAUAUGGUGUUCAGCAACUCAUGUUAUUUGGAUGCAAUACUGUUGACUUCUUGUUUUUGUGCAC